AUGAUGUUGCUGCUCGGAACUGCCCUCGCUGUCCUGCUGGGGAGCUCCCCGGUCACUGCGGGGUCCCUUCGCGAUAUCGAACAUGUCGUGAUCUUCAUGCAGGAGAAUCGCGCAUGGGAUACCUACUUCGGCACUAUGGCCGGUGUCCGUGGGUUUGAUGACCCCAAUGUCCAGGUCAACUCCGACGGGCAGUCGGUUUGGAACCAGGUCGUUGAGCCAAGCAUGUCAACUGCCACCAAGUCCCUUCUCCCCUGGUACCUGGGAUACCAGGGAGGUGACUCAAAUGAGGCGAUCCAAUGUAUGGCUGCCGGCGACAACGGCUACCACGACAACCAGGCUGCCCUCAACCACGGUCUGAACAACCACUGGGCACGCAACAACACUCCGUGGAGCUGGGGUUAUUUCAAGCGCGAGGAUAUCCCCGUCCAGUUCGCCAUUGCUGAGGGAUGGACCUCUGGUGACAUGUAUCAGGAGUCCCAAAUCACUUCGACCAAUCCUAACCGUGUGACCCUGGUCAGUGGUUCCGUCAACGUGCCUGGCAGCCCUCAAAACCCCAGCCAGGGUGGUGUUUACAUUGACAACAACGAGAUGCCCGGCUGCGACGGCAACGGAAUCAACUGCUACCCGCUGAAGUGGAAGACCGUCUACGAGUUCUAUGAGGAAGCGGGUGUCUCGUGGCAGCUCUACCAGGAUACCAACAACUUCGACGACAACCCCUUGGCCUGGUUCGAUCAGUUCCAGAAGGCAAGCCAGAACUCUCCCCUCGCCAAGAAGGGUAUGUCCUUCGUGGGUCUUGAUGCCUUCUACGCCGCCGCUGCCAAUGGCUCUCUCCCCGAAGUCAGCUUCAUUGUUGGGCCUACCGAGCUGUCCGAGCACCCGCCCUACCAGCCCAAGGACGGUGGCUGGUUGCAGAAGCAGGUCGUUGAUGCUGUUACCAAGAGCCCCAAGUACUCCUCUACCCUCCUGAUGAUCAGUUUCGAUGAAACUGGUGGUUUCGGUGAUCAUGUCGCUCCCUUCCACUCGCCCCAGGGUACCCCUGGAGAAUGGAUGAAGGACCCCACGGGCGUGUUCGGUGACGUCUUUGUGGGACCUGGUUUCCGGGUUCCUUUCUACAUGAUCUCGCCCUGGACUCGCGGCAACCGCGUCUUCACGGAGCGGGCCGAUCACAACUCCCAGAUCUUGUUCGUGGAGCAGUGGCUCACGGCUCGUGGGUACAAGGGCAUCCAGACUGACCAGAUGGUCCCGUGGCGACGUGCCCACAUGUCCAACCUGGUCAAUGCCCUGGAUCUGGACAACCCCGACCUGUCCAUUCCUUACCUGCCCGAGGCCGACACUCCCAUCACCAAUAGCAAGGGUGACUACGUCGGCUCAGCCCAAUGCCAGUCCAAGUUCCGCGAACCGCGUCCCCCUGUUCCCUACGGCCAACAGCAGGCAAACUCCACAAACGCCCUCUGGUUCGAGGACGGCUUCAAGGAGGUCGUUGGCUACCUGACCGAGGGACGAUACCUCGUUCUCGAGAAGGGCGGCUCCGCGCUGACCAACUCCGGCAAGCGCGACCACUUGACCGUCACCCCGGCUACCCUGAAGCACGAGGCCAAGUCCCAGCGCUGGGUGAUCCACUACACCGCGGAUCAAGAGAGUGAGAUCUUCACCAUUUCUAGUGCCCUCGACGGCCGCUGGCUCGGUGCUCGCGGUGCCCUGCUGGACAGCGACCAGGCCCGGAACGCUGAGCCUGUCCGUAUCACCUUCCUUGGCAAUGGCCUGGGUUAUGCCGUCCAGUACGUCAAUGGUAACCAACACAUUGACGUGGAUCAAGCCGGUGCCCUCAAGAUCGCAACCCAGCACCAUGUGCCGGACGGGGGUUUCAAGGUCUUCAGCGUUACCUAUCACGACAAAUGA
Molecule: messenger RNA, 1899 nt
Organism: Penicillium subrubescens
Lineage: Eukaryota; Fungi; Ascomycota; Eurotiomycetes; Eurotiales; Aspergillaceae
Product: nonhemolytic phospholipases C family protein
Exons: 8
Coding region: 1-1899 (632 amino acids)
Molecular function (GO): hydrolase activity, acting on ester bonds
Source: RefSeq, a predicted model, not a curated record